AGCGAUGAAGAGGGAGACAGUGACAUUAUAAGUGCCAGCCGACAGAGUACAAUAAGAGACAACACGUGUAACUCAAGCAUCACUCAGAAGACAACUCGUUCAAAGGUCCUCGCUCGAAGUUCAACUCAUCUUGCAGAUGAUGUGCAGUACAAGGUCACAACACAGACUAUAAACAGCAAUCAAUCAACAACACAA
This is a messenger RNA of Acytostelium subglobosum LB1, 195 nucleotides long. RefSeq lists its product as hypothetical. The record is from RefSeq and is a predicted model, not a curated record. The transcript has a single exon. The annotation marks the transcript as partial. Lineage: Eukaryota; Evosea; Eumycetozoa; Acytosteliales; Acytosteliaceae.